Messenger RNA from Prunus armeniaca (apricot), 1566 nucleotides. Lineage: Eukaryota; Viridiplantae; Streptophyta; Magnoliopsida; Rosales; Rosaceae. The record is from the annotation of a GenBank genome assembly.
AUGAUGGAUGAACGCACCUAUAGGCAGCUUAAUGGGUACCGAGCAGGUCGAGCAGGAAUGGGCAAACAAGGAGAGGGACAACAACGUGAUCAGCUUGCCGGCAUGUCACAAGCAUCUGCAAGCCACACACAAAGCAACGUGCGAGAAAGACUCGGCCCACGACUUGACGUUUGUGCUCGCCUGGGCCUGCAGGGAAAUGUUCAUGAAAGGCUAGGUUCCCAGGGAGGUCAAACUGACAAUCGCCGCAAUGAGGAUCAUGAAGACAGGCUCUCCGCUACCCGCUCGCAGAGAAAUAUUCACGAAAGGCUAGGCCCCCAAGGAGGUCAACUUGGUAACCCGCACAAUGAGGACCGUGAAGAAAGGCACUCCACUAACCGCUCUCGAAGAACCAAUUCUCAUCGCCAAGUUACAGAAAAUCCCUCGCAAGCACGGUCCACCAACACGCCGCCUAGGCAGCGCAGCCGAGAAGAUCAACCCUUGCAAACCAACGAGGAAGUUACUCGGUCUCGCCCAAAUCGUAAAGGUCAUCAACGUGACCGACUAGCCAUGUGUGCGGAAGACGUUGAGAAGCUUGUGAAUAACCGACUUCAAGACUUAAAGAUUGGUGGAAAUUUCGAAGAUGCACUAUGUGUUGAGGUAGACCGAGCAAACUCAUCACCUUUCACCGUCGAAAUUGAGCAGGCUGCUCCCCCGAAACGAUUCUCAACGCCCUCUUUUACAUGCUUCAAAGGCGAUUCCGAUCCCGAAAGCCAUCUGAAGCAUUUUAAGAGCCUUAUGAUCCUCCGAAGAUGCGCUAAUGUGCAAGGAGCAGCUCAGGACUGGUUCCACACCCUGCCAUUCGGGUCGAUCAGCAGCUUCAAGGAGCUUGCUUAUGUCUACACUAAAGAAUACACUUCUUAUCGGUCAAUCAAGAAGAAUCCUGACCAUCUGUUCAACCUGCACAAGAAGUCCAAUGAAUCCCUGCGAGACAACAUCAAGAGGUUCAAAGCGGAGAGGGCAAAUAUUGUAGGAUGUGAUGACCAAAUUGCGUUCUCUGCCUUCAAGAGGGGGUUGCCAACUGAAUGUGAGCUGUAUCGCGAGCUGACCAUCUAUCCUCGCCAAACACUGGUAGAAGUCUUUGCUAUAGCAAAGCGCUACGCAUUAUGGGACGACGACCGGAUCGCCACGAAGAAGGCUGAUCAAGUAGCUGAGCAGGCAAGCCAAGAGAACGGCAAGCGCAGAUCACAGCUUCAGGAAGGUGCUUCAGCAGCGGAGAGCUACACCAAGUUCACUAUCCCGAUACACCAGAUCUUGGCCCAAGUAAAAGACAUGCCUUGGUUGAAGAAACCAUCGCCUUUAAAGGGAAACCCAACCAAGAAGGAUACCAGUAGAUACUGCACAUUCCAUGAAGGGCAUGGUCAUUACACAAACGACUGCUUCGCUUGGAAAAGGCACCUUGAAGAUCUAGUCAGAGACGGCCAUUGCACGGAAUUCAUCGCAAGGAAGGCUAUCCAACAAAUCAAGGAUUGUGACGCAGCUAACGAUGAACCUCCACGAAAAAGGUCAUAUGGAUCAACACGAUCCUAG